AUGGAUUCAAAAUUCACGAAAUUCAAAUCCGGUUUUCUAUUGAAUUUCCCAGAAACGGUGAAUGAUGGAGAAAGGAUGAAGCUUUGCUGCACAGCAAUUAUCAAAUGGCAAGAUCCUCGACUUAUUUACAAUCCGAUCGACUACGAGAAUGAUACGAUCUAUUUGCCGGCGCAACUCCUCUGGACACCGAGAUUCUCCGUCUACAACAGCAUGGAAACUCGUCGCCUCUUUGAGGGUUUUGAAAACGACGUGGAAAUCGAGCCAAACGGUGUGAUCACACUGCGAAUCAUUCAGUUCACGAAAGCCGUUUGCGAGGUGCAAGUGGAAAGAUUACCCUUUGACACACAAUAUUGCGGUUUGGAGAUCACCUAUCCGUUGCAAGUCGAUAAAUAUUACGCUUUACAUGGGAUCAUUGAUCGUCGAGCCGAUUGCAGAGUGACAUUCACAGCUCAACUGAAACGAAAAACUUUCUAUUUCAUCGUUGUCAUCAUCAUUCCAUCGGUUCUCGUUUCAUCAUUCACCGUCACCGGUAUUCUCCUACCAGCCGCGCAUGAGGCUGGAUCGGAUUUGUUCCAAGUGGGUAUGUCAGCCAUGUUAUCUCUCUCAAUCACUCUCUCGGUCGUCGCCGAUACUAUCCCGCGAACGGCGAAAGUGCCAUUAAUAGCGUGUUUUGUCUUGUGCUGCCUGGGCACUGUGGCCGCUGCGGUGGCGCUUGGUUUAGCGCUGAUUCAGUUGAAAAAAAGAAGCAUCAAACGCGGCUGUUUACCGGCGAUUUUCUAUGUCAUGGCCUUCUCACUGCCACCAACGAAAAAAAGCGAGAAAGAUAAUGGAACGAAAGAGUCACUGUCAAUGAGAAAAGUUAUUUCAAGACUCUACAUGAUCUCCUUUACCCUUCUUCAGCUUAUCCUCAUCGCUUCUCUUGUCGUUUUUUUCUCGUACUCAUGGAAAACUCAAGUCCGAGGGAAGCGUCUCUUCACCUCAGAUAUCAUGGCUGAAGUGGGGAACUCAAAUGUCGGAAAUUUGGCUUCA
Mesorhabditis belari is the source of this 1029-nucleotide messenger RNA. Lineage: Eukaryota; Metazoa; Nematoda; Chromadorea; Rhabditida; Rhabditidae. The record is from the annotation of a GenBank genome assembly.